AUGUCUGAAUCGGUUAAAUCAAAGGAAGCUGUGCCAGAGGACAAGCCUGAUGAGCCCGUGGAAACAAUCCCAUUGGAGGCAACCGAACCGCAAGCGAGUAAAGAAGAGGCCGGCACAAAGGGAGCUCCAGCUAUUCAAUUGCUGGACCCAGAGCCUAGUGUAGUGGCCAAAGAGGAGUUGAAGGCUGCACCCAAGAGUGGCAAUGUUAAAACUGGAGGCAGUGGUGGUGUUGACGGGGAGGAGGACGGUCCACCUUUGCCCGUGAGAAAGGCAGACAAUCGUGCCCCUAAUGCAGUGGCCACUAUGAGGGAGACAGGGGAGAACCCGAUCCUGGUGGAAUUGAGGGAGGCAUUCCCCAAUAUUGAGGAGCAGUACGUUAAGGCGGUGAUCAUUGCCUCAGAGGGGGCACUGGACCCGGCGUUUAACGCGCUGCUGUUUUUGUCAGACCCUGAGUCCGGGAAGGACGUCGAGUUGCCUAGCCGGCCGAUCCGUAGGGGUGACCCACCGUUGCCGCCGAAGAAUACGAAACAGCUCGAGCAAGAUGAAUUGUUGGCGCGGCAAUUGAACGAACAGUAUAACAGGGGCCAGGGGGAACGGCCCCCUCGUGGGGGCCAUCGUUCAGGACCCCGGAUUCGGAGAGAGGAUUUCGCGGACGAUGCAGCGUACGAGGCACGUCUACGGGACAGGGAGAGAAGGAGACAUCACCAGAUGAGCGAGAGAGAGUACAGGGAAGUUUACGGGGAUGGGGACGAGGACAGCUGGUCGCAUUUUGUGGAGAAGGAUAUCCCCGAGGUCGCUGCUGCUGCGAAUCGUUCCCUACAGAACACUGCUACGAGAGUUGGGUCCUGGUUCAGUGGUGUGACGAAAUCCUGGAUGGGUGAGGAAGAAGGUGGCAACUACGGGCGGAACAACGCAGGUGCUGAGCAAUUGGCAUAUGACAAUCAACAGAUCCGGGAGCAACAGGAGGCAUUGAAGUACUACGAGGCUCGCAAGCAGGAACAGAACUUACCGCAGGCACCCGAGAGACGUAGGUUUAAUUCGUUUGGUGCCCGUGCUGGAGAGGAUACCCUGGAGAGUCACGGCAUCUCUUUGAAUACCGGCGAAUUAUCCGACGACGAGGACAUCCCACCGCAAUUGCCCUCCAGGGAGAGGACCCACUCGCACACUGGUGACGACGACGACGAAACCAACGAGAGUAAAGUUGUCCCCGAGACGACGUACAUCGACACACCGGAGACGAGCAAGGGGAAGAAACAGUGGCAGCCGCUUGCCUCUGAGGCGACUACGACACCUACAAAAGUAAACGCGACGAGUGCACCUGGCACCACUAAGGGCAAGACGGAGGCGAAGACGAAGACCGGUAUUGAACUUGACGACCAAGAUGACGAGUUCAACAUCAACACUGAGGAUGAGCUUUAG
This is a messenger RNA of Huiozyma naganishii CBS 8797, 1419 nucleotides long. It is a transcript of the gene CUE5, whose product is annotated as ubiquitin-binding protein CUE5. Bases 1 to 1419 code for a protein of 472 amino acids. The record is from RefSeq and is a predicted model, not a curated record. Gene Ontology annotation, biological process: ubiquitin-dependent protein catabolic process. The transcript has a single exon. NCBI's taxonomy places the organism in Eukaryota, Fungi, Ascomycota, Saccharomycetes, Saccharomycetales, Saccharomycetaceae. Gene Ontology annotation, molecular function: ubiquitin binding; ubiquitin conjugating enzyme binding. Gene Ontology annotation, cellular component: cytoplasm.